Staurois parvus is the source of this 384-nucleotide messenger RNA. Lineage: Eukaryota; Metazoa; Chordata; Amphibia; Anura; Ranidae. The record is from the annotation of a GenBank genome assembly.
AUGGAGUUGAAACCAACAAAAAUCCCUUUGCCAAGGUAUACAGGCAUGGAUAAAACUAGAUUUCUGCAGGAAAUUUACCCCUUGAGGAAGCCAGCUGUGUUACAAGACUUGGAUCUGGGAGUGUGCAAAUCACAAUGGACCUUGGAUUAUAUGAGCAGGAAGGGAGGAGGACGUGAAGUAAAGAUCCAUGUGUCUGAGCUACCACAGCUGGACUUUAUUAAGAAGAAUUUUUUAUAUAGAUCACUUCCAUUUGAUGUUUUUGUACGUAGAGCAGCUGAGGACAAACACACAGACUUCUUUAUCUCUGAGGUAGUUAUAACCUUCAGUGGUGGACUUCAAAGGUCUACUUGUAAGGAAAGUCCUCUACAAAGCUACUUCUGCUGA